Messenger RNA from Parnassius mnemosyne (clouded apollo), 699 nucleotides. Lineage: Eukaryota; Metazoa; Arthropoda; Insecta; Lepidoptera; Papilionidae. The record is from the annotation of a GenBank genome assembly.
AUGUCUACACAAACUGAUUUUGGUCCUGAUUCAGGGGGAAGAGUAAAGGGCUUGGUCAUAGUGAAGCCAAUAGUAUAUGGCAACAUAGCUAGGUAUUUUGGUAAGAAGAGAGAAGAAGAUGGUCACACGCAUCAGUGGACUGUGUAUGUCAAGCCCUAUGCAAAUGAAGAUAUGUCAUCAUAUAUAAAAAAAGUACACUUCAAACUGCACGAAAGUUAUGUUAAUCCUAACAGAAUAGUCACAAAGCCACCUUACGAGCUGACUGAGACUGGUUGGGGAGAGUUUGAGAUUGUUAUUAAAAUAUAUUUCCAUGAUCCUAAUGAAAGACCAGUCACACUUUACCACAUUCUAAAACUAUUCCAAUCACCAGUAAAUGAAAGUGCUCCACCUACCAUAGGCCGCGCGCUGGUGAGCGAAUCGUACGAGGAGAUAGUUUUUCAAGAACCGACACAGCUAAUGCAGCAUAUGCUGAGUAACGUCAAGCCUAUUACCAAUGCACCUUGGACCCACGAUACCAAUUUUGAAGAAAAGAAAGAGAAAACUCUGGAAAGGAUAAUAGCAGCGCAGGUAAAGGUGAGGAAUGAGAUAUCUGAUUUAAAAGAAAAGUUGCAUCUGGCAAAGGAAACCAUAUCCAAAUUCAAGGAAGAGAUCGCGAAGAUUCAAAAUAACCCAUCCUCUAAUAUUUUAUCUGCUGUAUAA